Molecule: messenger RNA, 1692 nt
Organism: Ectocarpus sp. CCAP 1310/34
Lineage: Eukaryota; Phaeophyceae; Ectocarpales; Ectocarpaceae
Source: the annotation of a GenBank genome assembly
AUGUGCUGAGACAGCUUCCCUGGUGGGGGACCCGGACCGUGCACACAACACAUACGCACCACGUCGAGACCAUGCACCACAGAAUACAACUGCUUCGCUUUGCGGCUGCCGCCCUGGUGCUCGGCAGCUACAGCAGACGAUCGAGCGUGUGCGCUCAUGCUCCUUCAAAAAAUGCCUGGCAUACCAAACGGCCGCGAGCUCAUUUGGCACAGCAGCAGCAGCAGCAGCAGCAGCAAGGGCGAGAUGGGUCCCGAGGCUCGCGCAGCGCCAGGUCUCAGGAGCUCCGGGCGAAGGGUUCUCCGGUCCCUUGGCUGACGUCGGUGGCAGGCCUUCGCGGUGGCGGAUCAACGGCGGCCGAACAAUCGGUUACAUGUAGUUCGAGAGGGGGAGGAGGACGGACGGUGGCGGUGACCUCGAGCCUCCGCAGGUCGCUCAGGAUAUGCGGGCUGUUUGGCCUCUCCUACCUGUGCUCGAUGCUGUUCAACAUCAACAACAAGCGGGCCCUGAUGCUGGUGCCGUUGCCUUGGACCUUCGCGGCGCUCAACCUGUCGAUUGGGUCCGUGGUCGCGCUGCUCUCGUGGUCCAUCAAGAUUGCCCCCUGGCCCCGGAUCACCCGGCAGGACUUGGCCGUGCUUGUCCCCAUGGGCUUCCUGCACGCCGUGUCCCACCUUACCGUAGUCCUCGGCCUCGGCGCCGGAGCGGUGUCGUUCCUGCAGACCGUCAAGGCUGCGGAGGCGUGCUUCACGGCGCUCCUGUCGUACCUCUUUCUGGGACAGACGAUGCCCUUGCCCGUGUACCUAACGCUGCUGCCCGUGGUCGCUGGCGUCGCGCUCACUUGCUGCGGCCAAGGGCUGAGGUUCAGCCUCGAGACGGAAGUCUCGUCGCCCCGAUCCUCGGGCUCCUCCUUCCUCCGGCCUACCGCCGCCAACACCGCCGGCGACCCCUCCUUCUUGAGCAACCCCGUAGCCAGGAGCGCGUCGGCCCUCGCCAACACGCGCGCCGGGGGGGAAGCGACCACGCAGAGGAGCCGGGAGAGCGGGCUCGCGAGCCUCGCCCGCGGGGACACCUACCGCCUCCUCACGGUCGUCGGGGCGGCACUGAUCAUCCCCGCCGCCGCGUACAUGGAGCGCGACUCAUGGCCGAGGCUGUGGCGAGCGGCGAUGGACGCGACCGCUGCCCUCGUUGGGCGGAGAACCUCCGCCGACGGCUUGCCUCCUCUCCCAGGGGAAGCUCUGCUGAGCGCGGUGGGGUCCGUCGAGGACUCGUCGGCGGCCGGGGGGAGGGUUUCCGCUGUUGCGGAGGCGGCGGUGAGGGGGCAGUGGGCGGAGGCGUUCCGGCGGGCGGUGCUUGCCGGGGUCUCGUUCAACCUGUUCUACGACCUGACGUUCAGGCUGCUGGGGCAGCUGCACCCGGUGACGCACGCCGUGGGGAAUACCAUCAAGAGGAUCGUGGUCAUCGCCGCCGGGGCCUUCGCCUUCGGGGGGGAUCUUGGCGGCGCUCGCGGCGUCAUGGGUUCGGCGCUCGCGGUCAUUGGGGUCUUGGGGUACAACCUGUCGAAGGCGCGGUGUAACACGACGACGACGACGCGUACCAGGUGCACCGGUUGAGUGCCAGUUUGGUUUCGUUGCAGGGUUAGGGUUGUAAUUUUUGAGAGCUGAGGACUAGUCAUGCAUAUACAUCAAGAAAGUAAGG